AUGUUAUCUUUUGAGCAAACAUUACAAAAAAUUACAACCCUGUGCAACCAAUGCCCUAGUCUUCGAGAAGGGACUCGUGAAGAUCUCACCUUCAAGACGUUUUCCAAUGCUCCAGUUACCAAUGCUGAAGAAGGAAUGUGGUAUUCAGUUAACUUAACUCUUGAUUCCGUAUUUGGUCGCGACUGUAUCAAGAAGAACAUAUCAAAAGGGACCUUUGGACUUCCACUGGUGGUCGAAUGGGUCCGGAAAGCUCAAAAGCAUCAGACAUGGGACGGUGAUUGUGAUAAGUUGAUAAGGGUCAAGCUGGACAAUAUUAUAUCGGCGCUCAAAGAUGCAGGAGCUGAGGAUAACGAAUCUGAAGAGCCGAGCGUCUCAAAAUCGGUGGGUGGUACGAAACGACGGAUUGUGUCCAACCCAAAGACCUCAAAGACUCCAAAGCCUCCAGCCAAGCAACCAAAGACGACUUCUACAAACGACUCAAACACCAUUGUCUUGUCCUCUGACGACGAGGUGGUAAUCACAAAGGUUACCAUUCGAGGCACCACUAAGAAAGCUCAAAAGCAAGUCAAAAAAACGAACGUGGAAGAGCGUCCUGGAGGCAAAGAAUUCUCAUGCCAUUGUGGUGCCAAGCCAAUUUGGCUGGACAGUGGUCGUGUAAGAUCAGCAGAAGCUCACUGGGCUAGUGCAACUUGUAAGGACAAAACCUGUGGUCUCACAAAGACUACUCAGUUGACUUCUUAUUUCCAGUCUUCGACAGCCCUGAAUCCGAAUUUGAUUGAGGUAACUUGUCCUGGACUCAAUGACAACACAUGGAAGCGAGAUCGAGCUACACAAAGCAUCACAUCUUUUAUCUCAAAGACUCCUAGCAUUUAUCGUGGUAACUACCAACACGAAAUCUGUAGAAGUCUUUUUGGAAGCCAGGCUCAAGAGAGCAAGUUGUCAAAAGAACAGAAAGCUGAACUGAUAGCUACCCUGGAUGCUCGAUCUAUAUGGCAAGUCAAGCGACAAGGCGAGCGAUCUGCGAUUCAUUCUAGCAACUGUACAAAGACUUUUCUUCGUCGAAAGAGAAACAACAAGAAAUUGAUAAGCGAUGCUUGUGAAGAAGUCAAAGAAAACCGUAGCUUACUCCGAGCCAUCAAUACUAAAUUUGCCGACGACAAAACAUUCAAGUACUCUCGGAACACUUACCACGAGGACAACAACAACUGCUUCUCACCUACUUUAUUGAAACUUAGCAACUGUCGCCUCCUCUGCACAUCUAUUGACACAGCUGCAAAUGGCGAUUUUGGAAAUUUCAUGACAGUUGUUGCAGCAUCAUCUCGGAAUGGACUGUUUGAUAAUCGGGACGCGACACGUGGCUUGAUCAAGGCCGUUGCAAUCAAGGCUGCACGGGAAAACACUGGAAAGACAACUCGAGGGAUGAAAAUCGAUUUGUGUCUAGACGAGUUUGUGAUCACUCUGGGUGCCAUCAGCCCACGGGCUCUAAGUCUCUUCAACGACAACUUUGCAGGCCGUAGUAAUCGAAGUCUACGGAUGAUAAGAGCAAAAGAAGGAAUGCAUCUUCUUGAUGGUCUUCACAUCGCAAAUUUCAAUCGAAUCUCUCAAGUGCUGAAAGAUCUUGGCUACUCUGGUCCAGUCGCAGCUGCUUCAGAUCAGACAGUGUGUGUAAAGCGCCUUUGCCAUGAUAAUGGAUGUUUGGUUGGGGCUCAAGGUGGGGAUAUUCCUUUCAAGGAUGCUUCUGAGCUCCCAGAUCUGGUCAAAUCAGUUGUAAAGAAGAAAGAUCUCUGCUCCAAAUGUAUCCCCUUUGAACAGAUUCGAGCUUAUACACUGCAGGUUCCCUUGCCUAAUGUCCCAACUUUUGUAGUGGCUCUGAUCGCUAGUUGUGAUAAGGAGACUUCAAAUGACAUACUCGACAACCACAUCAAGUUCCUUAAUUUAGCAGAGGAAUCUGGUAUCAAUAUUCUUUUGCUUGGUGCAGACGGCGCACCAACUGAGCUAUGUGCUCAAUCUGCACUCGCGGAAACAGCAACUCAAUUUAUAUCAUACUCGAACUCAACGUACAACGUCCACAUCAAGGUCUCUCUUAUGGGUCAUCCUCCACGACCAAUUGUAAUGGUACAAGACCCCAAACAUGCUCGUAAGACUGGUGCAAACCAGCUGGGAUCCGGAGCUCGUCUAAUCAUCAUAGGCAAGUAUCAUGUCUCUAUACAACAGACGUAUUUGACUGCGACAAACAGGACGAUGGGCGAGCAUUUCGCACUUUGA
Molecule: messenger RNA, 2265 nt
Organism: Melampsora larici-populina 98AG31
Lineage: Eukaryota; Fungi; Basidiomycota; Pucciniomycetes; Pucciniales; Melampsoraceae
Exons: 6
Coding region: 1-2265 (754 amino acids)
Source: RefSeq, a predicted model, not a curated record